Molecule: messenger RNA, 1477 nt
Organism: Guyanagaster necrorhizus
Lineage: Eukaryota; Fungi; Basidiomycota; Agaricomycetes; Agaricales; Physalacriaceae
Exons: 3
Coding region: 282-1388 (368 amino acids)
Source: RefSeq, a predicted model, not a curated record
GGCAAUGACUACUUUCAGAGAUUUUGGCGCUGUCCUGGGAUACCGGCUUUUGUGUGAUGAUAAGAUCCGACGUUGGUGGUCUUCGCUGCUAGGAGUGGCAAGAGAUCCGGGAAAUCGGCGGUAAAAUCCUGAGUGUCGCCAUUGAUAUUUAUGCGAAGCGGAAGGCUCUGAGGUGGAGAUAUCACGACAAAAGAGCAAUAUGGUGACACGAAGACGCUUGCGCAUCGUUUCUUCUCUGGUAGAGAAGAUCUGAUGAUUGUCGGGGGAUUUCCCAGAGAGAGAUGACCAGCGUUGAGGAUAACGAGUAUCUUUUGGCAAAAGGUACCACCGGGAGCAUGAUUGUGUCCGCCACGGAUUUGUUUUGGUUAUUUUCCAAGCACGUCAAGCCAAUGCACAUCUCCGGGCUAACGUUGAAGUUGAAGCUCAGGCUUCGAGCCUUAUUCAGGAGGGCGAAACGUCGAAGCAAGCCUUGUCCUGUCUCCUUACUCACCUUGCCCAAAGAGCUAAUCCAGGAGGUCUCGUAUUUCGUGAGCUCUUUCAUCUCGCCACCAGCAUGCCACCUCAUUAAACUCCUUCAGCUGUCUGGACAUGACCAGAAGGCGCUCCGCUCGACAUGCCAUCAUGCAGAUAAUGUUCUCCGUAGUACCGUCCUCUCAGCCCUCGUUGUCAACAUCUUCCUCCCUUUAACCAAUCUCGACCAGGAUCUCCUCGAAUAUCUAGCUAGUGGACCUGCAGGCUACGUCCAUAGACUGAGAAUUUGUAUAUGGAGCUCGUAUUCCGAGCAACGUGCCCUGCCUGACUGCGGCGUGGUUGAAGGCGGCCAUUUCAAAGCCAAGCCCCGGUCGAGACAUCCACGUCUCCAGACGAAAGUCAACACAGAAGCGUUUCGCGCUCUUUAUAAUACGGUGUUGGCAUCGUUAACUAACUUGCAGAUAUUCACGUUGUGUACCAGCAAUGGAUCUCGUAAAGCCCCGCCAUUCUUCUUCGAAGACACGUUAAAUUGGUUGAUGAAGCGACCUAUCCUCGAACUGCACCUGACCCACCCCGAGUUCACGAUACCUUAUUUCUCCCAUCUCUCCCGGUUUCGCAAUAUCCGCAGCGGAUCAGUGGGACCGAAGCACCACAGGCCUAGUAGUCUCCGGUAUAGAGCGUGUUUUCCCUAUCAAAUCGACCGGAAGUACAGCGCUUCGUCAUCUCUCGUUGCGGGAAGGCAGUAUCAUCGCAGCCCCUCAUAUUUUCCAUCACCUACGCGGCCUCAAGUCACUCCAGAUAUCCAACAUCGAUCUCUACCAUUCCUCGGCAGGCUUCUGGAUGGAGCUCGCUCAACAGGAGAUACACAUACCCUCCAUUACCCUGAGGACCCGCAGUGUGCCUUCCGCAGUUAUUGACUAUCUUGUCACCAAUGAGGGAAUGAUCGAGUUGGCGUUUGAAGCGGAGAGCAAUAGUAGAAGCAUGGUGAAGCGAGUGUUGAGUGAGG